Messenger RNA from Cloeon dipterum, 412 nucleotides. RefSeq lists its product as uncharacterized. The transcript has 6 exons. Bases 1 to 393 code for a protein of 130 amino acids. The record is from RefSeq and is a predicted model, not a curated record. NCBI's taxonomy places the organism in Eukaryota, Metazoa, Arthropoda, Insecta, Ephemeroptera, Baetidae.
AUGACAAGUACGGACUGUCAGGGUGUCAGGUCUUGCUUUCUGUGUGCGCGGACCUUGAUUGUUUUUGGACGGAUUUUCAGGUGUUUUUCGCGAGUGCGGUGCCGAAAAAAUACUAAAAAGGUGCAGUGCGAGUGUUGUGUCGUCGGACUCUCCGGUUUGCGGCGCCGGGGACGUGACUUCGGAGCAGAAAUUCCAGAAAAACCGGACCGCUGCGGAGGCGUCGUUUCGGUGCCGGAAACCCAGGAAAGCCGCAUGCCGCCGCGGAGACGUCGUUUCGGAGCCAUAAUUCCAGCCGCGGAGACGUCGUUUCGGAGCCAUAACUCCAGCGGUGAGGAUGACGAGCUGGACGAUAUGGAGCCGAAAUUCAAGAGAAGCCGGACCGGUGAGUGUUGACCUUUUUACUUGUCUCAAA